AUGGGUAUGAAAUACCUUAUGGCGUCGGGAGUGGUUGGAUUAGUAAUAACGGUCAUCGGUCUGGUGGGCAUUAUUAAAGAAAACAUAUGCAUCGUGAUCGUUUUGUUGGUGUUAACCUUCCUUGGUGUUAUAUCAAACUUGGUCACUAGGGAGUACGGGGCCGCCGCAUGGGGUAUAGUAUGCGGCACGGUAACGGGACUUUAUCUGCGCUUGCUCAUUCAGAAACGAGAUGACAUUGUUGAGACUGUUGUUAACAAAGUUUGA
Medioppia subpectinata is the source of this 264-nucleotide messenger RNA. Lineage: Eukaryota; Metazoa; Arthropoda; Arachnida; Sarcoptiformes; Oppiidae. The record is from the annotation of a GenBank genome assembly.